Molecule: messenger RNA, 2509 nt
Organism: Pseudonaja textilis
Lineage: Eukaryota; Metazoa; Chordata; Lepidosauria; Squamata; Elapidae
Gene: IFNAR2
Product: interferon alpha and beta receptor subunit 2
Biological process (GO): cytokine-mediated signaling pathway
Cellular component (GO): plasma membrane
Molecular function (GO): protein binding; interleukin-22 receptor activity
Source: RefSeq, a predicted model, not a curated record
GGCUGCCUAUGGUAUCUCCGCCCUUCCCUCUCGAGUUUGCUUUCACUUUCGGAAUCGCGGGCCCACCGGCCGGUCUUCAACGAGCGGCCACCAAAGGGUUUUGUUGGUUUUGCUCCGACAGAGUCUGAGGCGGAGAAACGGACCGCUCCUUGGGCAGAUGCCCAACAUCAACACUUCAAUUGCUAGGAUGUGUUUUUAAACUACAAUGGCAUUUUCCAUGAAACCACUGAAUGUCUGCAAACUUGUAUAUAUCAGUGCAAUAACUUUGACUUUUAGCAACUUUCUUGAAACAUCUAAAUCAACACUCCGGCUGACUAUGAACAAAGAGGAUUUUGAGUACAUUCUAAUGUGGAAAUCUGGAAAUAGUUCAAGGAUGCCAGCAUGCUACACAGUGAUGUAUAGGAUGAAAAGCAACUUUGGCUGUAAUUUACAUACCAUGGGAGCAACGUCGAAAUCAGCAGUAAAGGGCCAGGAACAAGUUAAUUCUUAUAACUCCAGGUCUCAGGAAAGCCAGGAGCCAGACCAUCAUGUUCUGGGACCAAGGGAGUUGGCUACUUGCCCAGCUUUCUCAGAAACAGAUGCACAAAGAACAUCAGUGAAGCAGGAUCUAAGUGGCAUAAAAUCAUACUUCAAUCAUACAGUCCAGGAAUGUGCUAACAUAACAAGACCAUUAUGUAAUCUGACAAAUGAAUUUGCAGAUUUUUGCCAGGGAACUGCACUUAUUAUAGUACAGCAAGACACCAGCAAUGAAAUAAAUUAUUCAGAUAUUCUACCAUUCAAUCCAUAUACUCAACGAUGCUUCAAGCCACCUCAGUUUAAUAUUUCGGUUUGUCAAAACUGUGUAAAUGUCACAGUGAAACUUUCACCUUUGUUACUUAAAAUUUAUCAAAACCUUGAUUAUAGAAUCACAGCGAAAACAGAUGGUCUCAAGGAAAACCGUAUUGAUAAUACAAGCAAACAGGAUAGUUUCUUCACUAUUCUGGAAGAUUUGCAUCCAAAUAAAAAUUAUUGCAUUGCUGUUGAGGUGUCUAAAGGUUUUAAUCAACAGUGCACUCCCACCAUUCCAAAAUGUAUUAUGCUUGACUCCAGUAAUAGAAAAGAUUAUACUAAACUUUCAAUCUUGGCUCCAGCAAUACUAGCAUUAGUGCUAGUCGUUGUAGUUUGUCUGUACAAGGUUGGUUGUAUCCACUUUAAAAGGAGGACGGUACCAAGUAUCUUGAACAUCAAAUCUAACUUGGCUUGUUUAGUCUCUGAACCAGAUCUUGAAAAAAUUUGUGAUGUCCAGGUCCAGGAAAGUGAAGUGCAACAACACAGUGAUGAUGAGACCAGUGAAAGCGAUGCUGAGAGUAACUUUGAUACUAAAUGUGACAUCUUUAACCAGAUUACACCAUUCUCUGAGGUGGACAUCACUCAGAAGAUAUUCACUGGUUGCUCAGCUACUACAAAUGAAGUAACCAGAACUUUAGCAGAAAAAAAUCAGAAUGAUAUUGACAAAGGCAGCCCAAUUACCCCAUUAUAUCCUUCUGAAGUAAAUUCUGGCCAUGUAGGAGAAUCAGAACGUACAGUCUGCUUAAAUGUAAACUUAAAUACUGUGAAGCUAGGAAUAUCGGAUAAGAAACUGGAUUUUUCUACAUUUGACCAUGAAGAUAUACUAGACUUGAAUGAAUCUCGUAUUUCUGAAUUUGAACCAAACCAUAUCACUGAAAUGCCAGAUAGUCAGAGCUUUGAUGUUCAAAGUCCUCUAUGUUCAUGGGAAAAUCUUAGUGUCUCUGGAGAAAGUGAAUCAUCUUAUUCAGAAACAGAAUGCACCAGUGGAUAUAUGAGAAGAUGUAUCCAUGUAAAGUGACAGAGCUUCCACUGUCCCUCCCUUUGAAAGGCACUUUUGGGAAGCAGUAAUUUAGAACAGAUAAAUGAACUCUUUCUUCCAUUUCUUCAUUCCAAAUUAAUCCUAAAAUGAUCAUGUGAUUCAUUUAAACAAGAAACAGUGUUGGCAUUUGACUCCCUGAAUUUAUAUCACAUGUGAAACUUGGUUCCUAUGGAUACCAAAAUAUAAUGUAAUUACAUAGCUCAUUGUAAAGAGCUACACUUUAUAGAAAUGUUGUGAUUGGCAAACUUUUUUCUAUAGUUGCAUGCCCUGCCUUCUCGUCUUCAUGAUGUGCACUAGCUGGGAAUUCUAGAAUCUGCACCUGCGGCAUUUCAAGAAGCCAACAUGUCUGGAUUUUACUUCUCCAUCAUGCAGCUAAUGCAUAUAUUUGUCCUGCUGUUUUAGAAAUCUAAAAAUUAGCUGCUUUUUCUUGUGUUGUAUUGAUUCUUUUAUUUUUAACAACCUUAAAUGUCUUAGUACAUGACUUUAUUACAGGGCAAUUUAUUUCUCUGUGAUUCACUUAACAACUGGCAAGAAAGGUUGCAAAAUAGGGCAAAUCUUACUUAAAAACUGUCUUAUUCAGCAACAUAAAUUUUGGAUUCAAUUGUGUUCAUACAUCAAGGACUACCAGUACUAUGUGAGAUU